Messenger RNA from Aspergillus nomiae NRRL 13137, 4092 nucleotides. It is a transcript of the gene cef1, whose product is annotated as putative cell division control protein (Cdc5). Gene Ontology annotation, cellular component: Prp19 complex; spliceosomal complex. The coding region runs from base 61 to 4092 and encodes 1343 amino acids. Gene Ontology annotation, biological process: mRNA splicing, via spliceosome; regulation of DNA-templated transcription. NCBI's taxonomy places the organism in Eukaryota, Fungi, Ascomycota, Eurotiomycetes, Eurotiales, Aspergillaceae. Gene Ontology annotation, molecular function: histone acetyltransferase activity. The transcript has 10 exons. The record is from RefSeq and is a predicted model, not a curated record.
CAUACCGAUACUUCUAUUGGGCCUGAUUGGUCUGAAGACGGCUGCUGAAUUUCAACAGCCAUGCCGGUGGUCAAAGGAGGUGUCUGGACAAAUAUCGAAGAUGAGGUGCUUCGAGCGGCGGUGUCCAAGUAUGGUCUCAACCAGUGGGCGCGAGUAUCCUCGCUGCUAGCUAGAAAAACCCCCAAGCAAUGCAAGGCUCGAUGGGUGGAGUGGCUGGAUCCCGGCAUCCGGAAGGUCGAGUGGUCGAGGGAGGAGGAUGAGAAGCUACUACAUUUGGCCAAGUUGAUGCCCACUCAGUGGCGUACUAUUGCACCGAUUGUUGGACGCACAGCUACUCAAUGCCUCGAGCGCUACCAGAAAUUGUUGGACGAGGCGGAAGCACGUGAAAACGAUGAGCUUGGUCUAGGCGGUCCUGAGGGUGGGGAGACCGCUGCACCAAGUGCAGACGAUGUGAGACGGUUACGCCCCGGCGAAUUAGAUCCCGACCCCGAAUCGAAGCCCGCUCGCCCAGAUACAAUUGACCUUGACGAAGAUGAGAAGGAGAUGCUGAGUGAAGCUAGAGCUCGUCUGGCGAACACACAAGGAAAGAAAGCAAAGAGAAAGGCUAGAGAACGACAACUGGAAGAAUCUCGGAGACUUGCUGUGCUUCAGAAGCGUCGUGAACUUAAGAAUGCUGGUAUCAACAUCAAGGUUGUCACCCGGAAGAAGGGUGAGAUGGAUUACAAUGCCGAUAUCCCAUUCGAAAAGCCGGCAGCCCCCGGUUUCUACGAUACAAUGGAGGAAGAAGCCAGGAAUGAGAGGCAGCGCGAAAUGUUCGACCCCCGUAAGCAACAGCUUGCCAACAAGCGCAAAGGAGACCAAGACGAGGAGGCGGAGCGCAAGAAGAGGAAAAAUGAUAAGAACAGCAACUCUGCUGCUUCUGCAGCAGCAGCAAGGGCUGGUCAAAUGCAGAAGAUCCGCGAGGCGGAGCAGAGUAGCAAAAGAAGAGCUCUUGUCCUACCAAGCCCUCAGGUCAGUGAAAGUGAGAUGGAGGAUAUCAUCAAGAUGGGUAUGGCAGGUGAUAAGGCCAGCAAGAUGGCUGGUGAUGAAGAAAUGACACGAGGCUUGCUUGGAAAUUAUUCGGCAAUUGUUGGCGGGACACCGAUCAGGACCCCUCGCGCUGCGCCGGAGGAAGAUCAUAUCGCCAAUGAGAUUAAGAACAUCAGAGCCCUUACUGAAACCCAGUCGUCAUUGUUGGGAGGCGAGAACACACCUUUGCACGAGGGAGGAUCUUCUACUGGCUUUGAUGGUAUUGCACCACGGCGCCAGGAGAUUGUCACACCGAACCCUAUGGCCACGCCUUUCCGACAGGCCAAUGGUGGUGUCAGUGCGACACCUAUGCGAGGAGGUGUUGGUCCGGGAGCGACUCCUUUGCGAACCCCCCGUGACCAUUUCUCCUUGAAUCAGAUGGAAGGGGGACAGCUUGUUGGGAGCACUCCGAAGGAGAUCAAGAUGCACGAGAAUUUUAUGCGCCAAAGCAUCCGCAGCAAGCUUUCCGCGCUGCCAAAACCAAAAGAAACCGAAUGGGAACUGGAGGAACUUCCUUCAGAGUCUGCAGAGCCAACCGUCAGCGAGGAGUAUGUGGAAGAGGACAUGGCAGAGCGAGAUAGGAGGGAAAGAGAGGCGCGAGAGAAGGCAGCUCAGGCUGAAUUAAAGCGUCAAUCACAAGUCUAUCAGCGAUCACUCCCCCGUCCAAGUGUUCUAGAUAUAGACGCGCUGGUUGAACGUGCGUCACAAGUGACGGAUCCGAUUGCCAGCAUGAUCUCCAAAGAGGCUGCUUUGCUUAUUGCCCACGAUGCUCGAAAAUUCCCUGUUCCUGGUGCUAAGGUAGAGGGCAAAUCUCGGAAAGCGGAACGGAUUGAUGACGCGUUGAUAGAAGCAGCUCGCAUUGCUAUUGCCACCGAAGCAAAUUCUGAGGAAAAGAAACCAGAGUGGACAGAGGACUUCGAUGCUCAGUGGACAACUGCACAUUCGAAGGCUCUUCCAGGUCUCUCCAAUUAUGCCGAUGACGGAGAGGACGAGUACCAACAAGAGCAACGUAUGAUUAGUGUUUUUGACAAUGUGCAAGUCUCUCUUCUUGCCACAGCCGAGAGAGGAAAUAAACUCGAGAAGAAGCUUGCGCUGCAUUACGGCGGAUAUCAAAACCGGGCGAAAAUGCUACGGAGUAAGAUACUUGAAGCCAGCGCCGCUUUGGAGAAGUCAAAGGAUGAGCUAGAUGCGUUCCGUAACCUACAGAUUUCUGAGGAGGCAGCGAUUUCCACGAGGCUAGAGAAGCUGCGGGACGAUGUGGCUUUUGUCAUGAGAAGAGAGCGUGAAGCUCAAGAAGGGCUACCCAAAACGGAUAACAAGAUGACCACGGAUGGGAACCUAAGGCAAACAACCUCAAAGGCGGUCUCUUCCGAGCAUCGCAACGGACAAUCCUCCAUCCCCUCCAAUAUCGUUCCCCUUCGUUUGCAUCGCAUAUUCCCUCCACGAUUAUAUUUCCAUCUGUACAAACCCGCUAGACCGAUCGAAAAUUACUCCCCCAACGCGAUGGGCGUCAGAGAUUCCCAUGGGGAGGCAACCGCGACGCCGGACCCCGUUGAGAAGGGUUUCGCCACCCUCAACACCAUUCGGAUCGGUGUUAAGGCUAUGGUUCAGAAGGAUGGAGAAUUGAGAAAAGCCGAGAUCUUGUCUAUUAGACAGCGCAAAGAUGGCCCAAGCUUUUAUGUCCAUUACGUCGAUUUCAAUAAGCGUCUCGACGAGUGGAUUGAUUCCACGAGGAUUGAUUUAUCUCACGAGGUUGAAUGGCCACAGCCUGAGAAACCAGAGAAGAAGAAAGCAGGUCCUGGUAACAAAGCACCAAGCAAGAAUGCUCAGAAGCGUGCAAGAGCUGGAAGCCGCGAGGUUUCGGCGACCCCAGAUCUUUUGACGGGCAAGAAUACCAAUGUUGGCAAAGCACAGCGUCCGUCUAAGGCAGGCGGGAAAGAAAACCGUGAUGAGACGCCUGCAAAUUUGUCAAUCCUAGAUUCGGAAGCCAUUUCUGCAGAUGUGACCCCUAAGCCCGAAUCCGAUGAUGUUGAUAUGAUUGGCGUCAGCUUCACGGAUACCAAGGAAGAGCACGAACAAGGUAAAAUGUCACGCGAAGAGGAAAUCGAACGAUUGCGUACCAGCGGGAGUAUGACCCAAAACCCUACGGAAAUUCAUCGCGUGCGUAACUUGAAUCGUCUACAAAUGGGCAAGUUUGACAUUGAGCCCUGGUACUUCUCUCCUUAUCCUGCAUCGUUUUCAGAUGUCGACAUGGUCUACAUUGAUGAGUUUUGCUUGAGUUAUUUCGACAAUAAACGCGCUUUCGAGCGCCACCGUGCGAAAUGUACCCUUGUGCACCCACCUGGAAACGAGAUCUACCGAGAUGACCAUAUUUCAUUUUUUGAAGUGGACGGUCGACGCCAGCGCACCUGGUGCCGCAACCUUUGCCUUCUUAGCAAGCUCUUCCUUGACCAUAAAACACUCUACUACGACGUCGACCCUUUCCUAUUCUACUGCAUGGCCACUCGGGAUGAGACCGGUUGCCAUCUGGUGGGCUAUUUCUCCAAAGAAAAAGAUUCCGCAGAAGGCUAUAACCUUGCUUGUAUCUUGACUUUGCCGCAAUACCAGCGUCUCGGCUACGGACGACUGCUUAUUUCCUUUAGCUAUGAGCUCAGCAAGCGCGAAGGAAAGCUCGGCUCGCCAGAAAAGCCCCUCAGUGACCUGGGUUUGCUAAGUUACCGGCAAUACUGGCGAGAAACACUCGUGGAAUUACUCAUAGAGCCGGGCCGAGAGUCCAUGAGUGAGAACGAGCUUGCUGUGCUAACAUCGAUGACCGAGAAGGAUGUCCAUGAGACACUGGUCGUGUUCAACAUGCUUAGAUACCACAAAGGAAACUGGGUUAUUGUCCUCACAGACCAAGUCGUUGAACAACACAAUAAGCGCCUCGAGAAAGAGAAAAUCAAAGGGUCUCGCAAAAUUGACCCUGCUCGUUUACAAUGGAAGCCUCCAGUCUUCACAGCUUCAAGCCGAACAUGGAAUUGGUGA